This is a messenger RNA of Selaginella moellendorffii, 1142 nucleotides long. Its product is annotated as epidermis-specific secreted glycoprotein EP1-like. The record is from RefSeq and is a predicted model, not a curated record. The transcript has 2 exons. NCBI's taxonomy places the organism in Eukaryota, Viridiplantae, Streptophyta, Lycopodiopsida, Selaginellales, Selaginellaceae. The coding region runs from base 9 to 1142 and encodes 377 amino acids.
AAAAAAUAAUGGCUAGCAAAGGAAAGUUGUGCUUCAUUGUCUCGUCGAUCUUCAUCCUGCGUUUUGCUCAAGCAGAACAAUACCACAGGAAUUUCACCAGCAAAAUAAAUGAUUCCUUCUUGUUUCCGCUUGAUCCACACGGCUUGAGUGGCCGCUACGCUGGUUUAUGGUCCAACUAUAGCGACACACAGAUCAGCCGGUAUAUUAGUUACGAGGUGUGGAUGCUGAGUUAUAACGCUGACACACCACGAUCGUUUUUCCUGGCCCUCGUUGCCAUCCGCAAUCCAACUAGCUGGGAGCUCACAAGACCGGUCAUCCUGUGGAAGGCCCGACAGACGAGGCUUGUAGGUGAGAAUGCCACUCUACAAUUUACCACAGAUGGAGAGCUUAAAGUCGAAGAAGACGGUGAUGUCGUAUGGUCCACGAAAACUGCAAACAGAGGCGUCCGGUGGCUCUGUAUGUCCAAUCGCGCAACCAUAAUGCUCCUGGAUGAAAGCGGAAGCAAUGUCAUCUGGCAAAGCAGCGACGAACCUUCUGACACUGUGCUGUUGCAACGAGCACUUACGCCGGGACAAAAGCUCGUAAGUUUCAAUACUUCAGAAGACAGCAGCGAUGGCCUCUAUAGUCUCGUCAUGGAGAAAAGCAGGCUGCAACUGUUGUACGCCUCGCAACCGUACUGGAGCUUCGGUAAUAUUGGCAGCGAGGAAAACAUGUUUGCGGUGUUUUGCUGGCAAAACGAUGGUAACGUGUCUCUGGAUCUGCGAGCCAACUUCUCACAGAUUGAAACGGAGCGUGAUGACUUGGGCUUAGUGUUUUCCUGGUCAUGUUCUAGUCGAGGUUUAAGAGACCAAGUGAUGCCGUUGAACGUAAACGGGUCACAGUUGACGUCCUCCACUUUCAUAAGGCUCACACCAGAUGGAGAUGUGGACCUGUACUCCUGGAAUUGGACGGGUAGCAGCUGGGUGACUUAUCUCAGCUUUUCCAGUCUCUUCAACUGCUUCCUUCCAAGUGCAUGCGGGAAGUAUAGAACCUGUAAUCCAGUGUCAGGUGCAUGCGAGGAAACUUGUCCCGAGAGCUUUACCAGGACAGGUCGAGAUUGCGAGCCAUUGAGUAAACUUCAGACAUUGUCAAGGGCUGUGUGA